This is a messenger RNA of Dreissena polymorpha, 3813 nucleotides long. RefSeq lists its product as uncharacterized. Lineage: Eukaryota; Metazoa; Mollusca; Bivalvia; Myida; Dreissenidae. The transcript has 3 exons. The record is from RefSeq and is a predicted model, not a curated record. The coding region runs from base 920 to 2953 and encodes 677 amino acids.
UCGAUAUGUUUAUACCUGCGCGCUCGGGAAAACGAGUCGAGUCAAAAGCAUUUUUACAAAAAUAGCGUGCUUUAGUGUAAAGCUAGUGUAGAUAUUCAAUAUAGCGUUUAUUUGGCGACAUGUUAAGGACCGCAUUAGCUGGAGUGUUUGUUUACAAAGCAAAAACGUGCAUGUUGGUUAAGCUUACCUACACGGACCAGGAAUGUAAAUAUGUUAAGCGUGUGGAGAAAAUGUAUUGACAACAGAUGUAAAAUGUAGCUAAAAGUAUUGAACUGUAUUGACUAUUGGAUAAUGCACUUGAACUGUGAUGUUUAAGUAUCACGGAUAGUGUUUACCUGCAUGGGAUAAAUAUGUAAGCUCGUAUCAUUUCGUAUGCUUAAUGUACCAAAAAUUGUGAAAAUGAAAAUAUAAUGCAAUUAAGUAAACAUUGCUUAGAAUAAGUAUGUGCAUUGAGAAAUAUACAUUUAUUUUAAAAACCUAUUUGAUACGACCAAUGUGAUUUCUAUUGAGCGAUUUAAAAUGAACAUCAAGCCGCUUAAGAUACGAACGUGACUGUGGAUUAUAUUUUCAAUCGUUCUGCGAAAAGAUAAUUCAUUAACUUUUUGGUAUCAAAACUAGACCUAUAUCUCAAUAUCAAAAGGCUUGAACCACUUAAGCGAUUUUAUACUAAUGUGCUACUUCCUUUAAAAUUGAGAAGCGGGUAAGUACUUUUAACAAGGAUAAAAAACGCAGAAAUAAAGAAAUAACUGCCAAACUGUCCAAAGUAUAUGUCUAGGAAACGUUUAAGGUAAUUAAAACAUCAGUAUCGCUGGCAGUCGAAUAACUAUACUGACAAUUUACUGGACCUCACAUGAGCAAAGACUCAUAACUUACAUAAUACAUACAUCGCUAAACGGUCAACCCGCGUAUACGUACAGCCAUGGCCAUAGCGAUAAGCCAAGGCAAGAAAACCGUUCUCUGGGCGAGUGGCCUGAUUCUGAGCGCCCUGGCGUUCGUCUUCCUGUUGGCGGGGUGCGUGACGGCCGGCUGGCAGAUUGUGGAGAGGAGGGGCUUGGUGGAUAGGUUCGCAUCCGCCCAGUAUGAGCUGGUGACCAAGACCGGCCUCUGGUACGUCAUACGCUGUCUCAACGGGAAGUGUAGAAACGUGCAGUUCGGGGACCGGGAUCUCGAUGUCAAGAUUGAAAGGCCACCCAACGAGACAUCUAACCAGUCGAUGGCCGUUGUUGCCAUAGUGUUCUGUUUCGUUGCCAUCGUUGUCAUAGCAACGAGUCGCUGUCUGCGGGGGUUCGUGGUAGCCCAUGUGGUCGCAAGGCUGUUCGCUGUCCUGCUGUGCAUUUUAUCUUUUAUUCUUGCCGUCGUUCCAUGUGCAAGAAAUGGGACGGAGCUGCGGGAUCUCCAGGCAGACUUGGACAAUGAAGAGGCAAUGUCUCCCAAUCCUUUCAGAACGUCAAAAAUCCUAUUCCCGUUUUCUGUUCUGCUAUUCUGCAUUGGAGCCGUCCUAGCUUUCCUGGCGGCCGUCCCUAUUGCCAUUGACCUUUUCUUCCUCGCGAAGGACCCGGAGUCACAGUUCGACAGCAUAUCUGAAAGCGGUAGCAUGAUGAACUACUCCUGCUCCAGUUACCCUGAAGACGAUCCUAAAAAGUCUAACGGAAACCUUGGAGGGACCCGCUUAAAUCCUAAACGGAAACAAAAAGGACCACGCGGAUCCAGAGAUUCGUUGAAUAACAGUGUGUCGACUAUAGAUAACCCGAUGUAUGCUCACGCACCUAUGAAAACAAACCGGUCCUUUAGAACGCCGUCCCCGAGCAGACAUGGAAGUAACAGAAGAUUAGAUUCUGGCAAUAUUCUUCAGGUUUUUGCCUUGGAAAACGCUUUAAACGAGAUUGAACAGUCCAACUCGCAAAGGUCUUCCAGAAACAGGCUGGAUAUAGAAAGCGAUUAUGAAUCAAACACAACGGGCAGCGUAGAAAAUCGUAGAAAAGAACGAUUCCAAAAAAACGAUGAGGAGACCGAUAAAGAAUCGGACUUUUCUGAACGAGAAAUAGAAGCAAGACACGGCCAUGAUCGUUUUGUAAAGCAUAAAUUCUCUCGCCCAAUAACAAGAGACGAACAAGAUGUCGGUUUGACUGCAUUGACGCAAAAUCGACCGAAAGUUAAUAAUAAAAUGAAAGAAAGGGCAUUGCAAAAUGAAAUCCCCUCCAUUGAUGGUUUAGUAAAGCAUACUCUCCCGAGAAGCAAUGAAGAGCAAGAUGUUGAUUCGGGAUCAGUUUCAAAAAAUCGGCCAAAAGAAAUCACACAAAAAGAUUUGGAAAAUGAAAUCCCCUCUAUUGGUGGUUUAGUAAAGCAUACGUAUUCUCGACCGAGAAACACUGACGAACAAGAUGUCGAUUUGAGGGCAGAAAGGAAGGAUCGAACGCAAGUAAACAAUGAAAUCAAACAAAGAGAUUUGGAAAAUGAAAUCCCCUCAAUUGAUGAUACAAAUGAACUAGACCGCACUGUAUCAGAUACAUCAUCUGACAGAAGCAUUGAUUAUUCAUCGGAAGACUUUGAAAACAAGGACGUCGAUACCGAAAUCGUUGAAAUGAAAGGUUCAGCAGAAUCUGGCAGGAAACAGCGCGUGCGUGGUAAACGGUCGUAUGACAUGAAGCAAUAUAGUGGGGCAUUUAAGCCCAGCAACGAACUCAGCAAUAAGAAAUCAAAACAAAAUGUGACUCGCGAUUUAGAAGAUUACAAAGAUGAAUAUAGGGAAAAUUCAAAUGAAAGACGGAAAAGAAAUGAAAACGACAGCGUUUCAAAUCCAGAACGGCAACAAAUGUCAAACGAAAAAGAACAGCGUCCAUAUAGUGGCCGAAAAUCUCGGUCCCCGAGAAGGAGCGAGGAACCAAUUACAAGAAUUCAGACGGAUAGCGGGGAGGUGAACAAAGCGUUUGAAAAAAGAGAAACAACUUUCUAAAGUAUACAUAGUGUGGUCAUGGAUGGUAAUUGAUACCCAAAUUGAUUUCUGGGAAAAGGCGAACCAUAGUGAAAGUCUAACCUUCAUAUUGAACGUGUAUAGUUUGUCAAAAGGAAUCGACACACAGCCUAUGCAGUAGCACAGUCUUGUCUAAUUAAGAGUUCACAAAUGCGUUUGUUAUUUAUUCGUAGUGUUAAAACGUGCCAUUUAAACAUAUAGCUAUUGUGUAACCAUGUACAUAGGAAAUGUAUAUAAAUGAUUUGGGUGAAGCACAUACAACUUUCUCAGGGGCCUUUUCAUAUGCCUUAAAACAAAAACAUAUUCAUAUGAAUAUAAUGUUUUGGAUUAUGGGCAAGCAAACAAUGUUCGCAUACAUCUGUCUAGUAAAAGCGUCUUAUGCACAAAUGGUUAAAAAUACGAGAUAUGCGUGAUACUCAAUAAGAAUACUAUUGUUAUUGUUUUGUAUCAUUUUAUGAUAUACCGGUACUCGCUUAUCCUACGGUCUCGUUUGUCGGGUAAAUGCAGCAGAUCUCAUUACAAUGUCUUUUUUUACCUCAAACACAAUUUAUAGUUUUGUAUUGGUUAUGCCUGUUGUAUCUGAUUAUAAAAAUAAUUUUGGUAAGCAUCAAACCAUAAUUUGUGCUAUAACAGUAAUCAGUUUCCGAUUUUUAUUUGCCUUCAAUGUGACAGUUAAUUAUAGUCUAAACGAAAACUGUGUACAUGUAUAACCAUUUAACAUGCAGUUUUAACAAUAGUCAAACAAGCUACGUUAUGAAUAAAAUGCUAUGUAAUUUAUAAUUAAUAUAAUAAUUUAUUAAAAGCAUGCUGAGCGCUAAAUAAAUAUAUUUUCUUACAAUUUA